Molecule: messenger RNA, 1623 nt
Organism: Ochlerotatus camptorhynchus
Lineage: Eukaryota; Metazoa; Arthropoda; Insecta; Diptera; Culicidae
Product: golgin-45
Exons: 2
Coding region: 141-1418 (425 amino acids)
Biological process (GO): Golgi organization; Golgi to plasma membrane protein transport
Cellular component (GO): Golgi membrane
Source: RefSeq, a predicted model, not a curated record
UAGUAGAAGGUUACAAGCAAAAUUAUUUUGCUUAAAUUUCCUUAUCACUAUUGUGAUAAGAACCUUGUUUUCUCCCUGUCCAUCAGUUCAAGGAGCUUUAUUAUCAUCGCCUGGAUAAUUUGGUUCACUUCUCAAUCAGUAUGGACACAGCCCGUACCCGAGGCGAUGGAAUGGAAAAUGAAGCACUAGCUAUUUCAGCGACAGUACAACAACAACAGCGUAAGUCUUCCGAUACUCACAGUGUUAGUGGCGAGAUAAAGCUACCAUCCGACUUCGAACUACAACGAUUGCUACCUCAUUCCGGUUCGAAUCCGGUGUAUCGUCCUACGGAACUUGUCGCAGUUGGUAAUGCUUCUCUGCCGCCGACUGUUCCGAAGGGAAAAAUUUUCAAUCUAGUUCCUAAGCUAGUACACACUAAUAGAACCAGCAGCGGUUUGAAGAGUAAGGAACCAAAGUUUGUACCCUUUGAGCCAUACAAAGGAGCAGUCAAUCCCAUUAUCCCCUUUAAGAAUAACGAAAACCGAGUGAAGCUCAGUGAUAGAAAUAAUUUGGAUUUGAACGUUUUGGUCUCACAGAUGUCCACCAUAACGAGCAAAGAGCUAAGAGGGAUGGAGGUGGACAAACAGGAAUUUGACGCGGAAAAGCAAAAGUAUCAGAAGCAGAUUGAUGAACUGAAGAAGGAGCGAGAUUACUAUCAGAGUCAGUUAAAGUUUCAAGCUCAAGUGAACUCGGAAUUGAAGAACCUUUUAGUUGCCGCUGUGGGAGAAGACCUCCAGACAAAGGUCAACGUUUUGACCGAGGAUAAACUGCACUUGGCCAGAAAGUUGCUAAACUCGGCGGAAAACCUGUCGUCCCAUACUGAACAAAUUGAAUUUCUAGCUGGUCAAAGCGAAGUUUGGCGAAGCAAAUUUCUGGCUAGCAGUUUGAUGGUGGAGGAGCUUGCCCGGUGGAAAACUAGUUUACUGCAGAAAAAUCGUAUGCUGCUUGCUUCCAACAAAGAAAUGCUCGAAACCACUUCCAAGCUGCGUGAGAUGCAACUUGAUAUUCUCGGGAACUUGAAAUUCCUUUCGAACCAGAAGGACAUCUCGCUACAAUCGGCCAACGUGUUGGAUCUGACCGCUGAAAGUGUCAACAUUUCACAGCAACUAGUGUUGGCCCAUUCAGCACUUGGAAUGCCUGACUCCCUAGAGCUAACCGGAUUGGAUCCAGUGUGUCCUGCAGAGAAGUUGGCCGUGCAGGCUUUGCAAAAUUCCAACGAGCCAUUGAUGAACACAGACGAAGCGUUUAGGGCCAUCGUCGGACAAGCAUUUCCAUCGAUUCACACGAUGAAACAACAGGCGAUGGAACCGCCUCAGGCAGGAGAUUUUGUGCUGGUCGAGGAUGUUGGGACGGAGGAGCAGCAAAAACAUAAACAUUGAAUAAGGUAGGUGCUACAAAUGUUAUUUCAAACGACGCUGUGUCUAUUUUUUACGUUGGUAGAUAGACACACUUGUUUGGGCAAUACAAGAAUAAAUCGAACGCAUUUGUGAGAGGCAAGACCUAAAAUCCAUUGCUUUUAUCGCAUAAUAAUACAACUUGGAUGCAAUCAAUUUUUAACAUAAAUUAGUGGAGAAUAAACUUGAA